Molecule: messenger RNA, 2836 nt
Organism: Homarus americanus (American lobster)
Lineage: Eukaryota; Metazoa; Arthropoda; Malacostraca; Decapoda; Nephropidae
Product: battenin-like
Exons: 13
Coding region: 682-2355 (557 amino acids)
Biological process (GO): regulation of intracellular pH
Cellular component (GO): membrane; vacuole
Source: RefSeq, a predicted model, not a curated record
UGGUAGUUGAGCUCGAGUAGAGUUGUGGUGGUGUUCAGUUGCCAGGUGGUGGUCGACGUGUGAGGAAGUGCUGAUGCAGCCUGCUAGCUAGCCCUCGCCGAGUCGUGACUGUGCCCUAGAGAACAUGCCGUCUGGUGGUACUAUGGCAACGUGGUCGAUACUGUACUCUACCGCCUUCACUCCCUCAUCUGUAAAUUUAGUUUGUGCACAAGGCCUGGUGCCCAUGCUGACCCAGAUGGUGUCUAACCCGAGACAAAGGAUGGUAGUUGUAGCGACCAGAUCGUGAGGCCCCACGUCGAUCACCUCACCUCACCUCCCAACUCUAACACACGACCUACAGAAGUGUUUUAUUUUUAAUGGUCCGUCACAGGUCCUAAAUACAGGUACCCUUUGGUCUAUCACAUACCCUAAUUCAGGUCUCUCCUUAUAUCCAAGAGAUAGAGGUACUCCAAGGUCAACAGAAGCGCUGAAGGCAGAUCUGCCACCUAUUUACCAAGAUCCUCACUUUGCGACGCGUAGGUACAUGAAUCCGUCAUAGUCAACACACCUGGACUAGACCUUCCUUGGUCAUCAUAACUAAAGCACAUGAUCUAGUUCCCCACGCCACGAGCCCCCACACCCAGGGCCUCACAUCGUCCCCGACCACCUGCUGUCCCUGACACGGUCAAAAAGAGGUGGAGGAUGGCCCCGGGACCCUACGAUGAACUUUUGCCUGAGGGGGACCUGGACCACCGCCAGUGUCUCCUGGAGGACCAUAUCUCCCGCCUCCCACGUGUUACGCCCUCCAAGAGUACAGAACACAUAAGAGCAGAAGAUCAGUUGCUGCUUCAGGACCAGCCAGAUGAUUCCACCAUCACCGACGGCCACAGACUACUCACACACAGCGCCCCUCACCAUACCUCACACUCCAAGGACGACCCUCCUACACCUGUGAGAGAAGGGGGUAAAGGAAGCGAAGGAACAAAAGGAAGAGAUGAAAAAAAGAAUAAUGAACGUGAGGGAAGAGAAAAGGAAGGAAAGGAGAAAGAUGGCGAUGGAGAGGAGUAUUGUUCAAAGCCUCGAAGUCCCCCGCGCUCUUACAGAGACUUGGUGGCUUACUGGUUGCUCGGCUUCUGCAACAACUUCACCUACUGGGUCAUGAUUACUGCUGCCUACGACCUUCUCAGCGCCGAGUCUCAGUCUUACACAGAACGCGCCCAGCACCACCCUCACCACGCCUUCCUCAGGAACCUGAGUGACGUCACCACAUAUUCUCCCAGUGACAUCAUACCUGUACUGAAUGAAUCAGCGGACACCUUCAUCAGCACCUUCAAGUGCCUGAGACACUCUACUGGGGCCAUCCUGGUGGCUGACACGCUGCCAGGGACAGCCUUGACUAUUGCUGCACCCUUGACCCUGCUGGUCAGUGUGAAUGUGCGGGUGUGGCUUAUUGGUAGUCUCUGUGUUGCCUCUUACCUCACCCUGGGCCUCGCUGCCUCAAAAUUUGUUUUCUUGGGCGUGGCGCUGGCCUCGGCUUCACGGGGCUUCUCAGACACGACCUUCCUUGGCCAUGCAUCCCACUACCACAAGCACGUGUUGUCGCUCUGGUCAUCAGGAACUGGUGUGGCAACGUUCAUGGGACCUUUGUUGUACUCUAGUAUGACCACCGCUGGCUUGGACCCUCGGCACUCUCUCCUUGUCUUCCUUACUGUCCCUGCCCUCAUCGCCAUCAGUUUCUGGUGUGUGUUGAGUCAGCACAAAAAAGAACACGAGGGCAGCGACGUGGAGGUGCAAGAGGCUGCAGGGAUAAAGUAUGUUGAGGACAUGGAGAAUGAAAAACAAAAGAGGAUGGUUCUUGUUAAAGAGAAAUUCUUUUUGUUUUUGAGGGCACAGAAAUAUUUGUUACCACUGGCCGUCUUUUAUUUUGUUAUGUACAUCACCAACCAGGGGCUGCUGGAGCUUGUUUACUUCCCGGCCUCCCAUCUGACACAUGCACAGCAGUACUCUUGGAGCAACACCAUCCGUUGCUUGGGCACACUUAUCUCCCGCAGUGCACAUAAGCUACUUCUCUUGUCCAAUACUUGGAUUUGUAGCAUUCUAGCUAUGGUGAUCCUGGUGGUAGUGGGGAUGGAGGCUCACUACCAUUACCUCCCUUCUGAGUACAUUGUCUUCACCCUCCUCUUCCUACAAGGGCUUCUUGAAGGGGCUGCCUUCCGCUCUACAAUAUUCAACAUGCAUAAAAAGGCUAUUGAUAAGGAGCGAGAGUUCUGUCUGGGAAUUUUCCCGGUAUCUUUGUUUCUUCCGGCAAUGUUAGCCGGCUUCACGUCCAUUCCAAUUCAUGAUGUGCUCUGUCAGAACCACCUGUACCGGCAGUGAUAAUGACCAAAUGUUAGUUACAAUGUUCAGAUACGACUUGCUCAUUGCCAUUACUUGGUAACAAUACCCAACAUUAUCAUGCUGAGCAUCAACUGUGCUGCCACUAAAGGUGUUCCCGUGUGGCUCUUCAUUAGCAUUAUCCCUGUGCUUGUACUGGCAGUACUUUUAAGUUUGAUAUGUCUCAUGCAGUCUUAAAACAGAUUUUUUACUGUUACCUUUAGAUACAGUACAGCAAAAUUCAAAAGUCUGUGCCACAAAAUAUUAACACCCCAUUUUCAAGCAGGUCACUUGUCCACACAGCCAUGAACAUUAUUAUGUAAGAAUUAUAUUUACUGAUAAAUUCUUCCGUGUCUUUGAAGUUGUGAUCUCUGAGUUCUGUUACAUUGUUAAAUGUAUACAUAAGUUUAUGUAAAGUAUUCUAAGAUGUAUAUUUUUAGACUUACAGUAUGUAGUUCAAAUAUACAAAAAUAUAUCAAAGUUA